Molecule: messenger RNA, 991 nt
Organism: Ilyonectria robusta
Lineage: Eukaryota; Fungi; Ascomycota; Sordariomycetes; Hypocreales; Nectriaceae
Exons: 1
Coding region: 65-610 (181 amino acids)
Source: RefSeq, a predicted model, not a curated record
UCCUCAAUCAUCAGCCCUGUCCUAAGGCAACUCACCCGUUUAUCAGCCAAACUCAACUACGACGAUGGGGGAGAAGCACGGUCCAAACACCCAGCGCGGUAAUGCGGUCUGGUUGCACGCUCCAGAAGUCAUUAUCUCGUCCACUUCCACGAAAGCUAUACAAGUCGCCUUCGCAGCCGAAGCCGUCCUAAACAUCGCCAUUGCCUGGCCCUACAUCCUUGACCCUCACUCCACGCUACGAGACCAACUCAUGCAAGCAACGCCCAGUAACCCACAAGGGAUCCCAUCGGCCGAAUCGGCAUCUCUUCUUCAGUGGAUCGGGAUGUGUACACUGACUAUGAGUGUGCCCUUGAUUCUCGGAGUGCCAAACAAGCCAGGCACUGUGGAGGUCCGGAAAGCUGCGUACAUCACCAUAGCGGCGCUGGAGGUGCUUUGGAUUUCGGCUAUUGUGUGGCAGGGGGCCGUUUUGGGCGAUACCAUCAGUGGAUUAAAUGGCGAGAAGUGUUUAAGGCAGUUUGUUGUUCCGAUGGGUUCGUUCCUACUAUUCCGGUGUUGGGUCCUAUUGGUGAAGCCACACUGGCUGGGGAUGUACGGGUCUAAGACAGACUGAGUGCACCCUUUGGUGCCUCCAAGUUAAGACAUGGAAUUAUCAUUAUAGCGGCCAGCAGACACUGCAUCGAGUUCCUCUGACCUUGGGCGGACGAGGCUAGGUCCAUCAGACUUGGUAACCUCUUCUCAGGCCACCCCGCACAAAGCGGCAUUGAAGAACUCCUCACCUCGGCACAAACCGGCUCCGGCGACGAUCCCUGCCCUCCAGAUGGCACUCUGUCGAUCGAAGAGCACCAUCCCUUGCCUUGACAUUUGGACCGGCACGCCCGUGAUUUGGUGUACCAUCAGCAAGUUGAGAUCACAAUCAUGCAGAAAUUUGCCAGUAGCAAUGACAGAACAGUUGGGGGAUACCGGACGUAUAAAUAAAGAACAACAUAGCUGC